GCGCCGCUCGAUCGGCUAGUCAGUCCGGCCGUGGUGCGCGCGCAGUGCGGACCUCUAUCUUUCGGCUCUAUUUUCAACUGCGAGUGUCUUGCCGUUUUCCAUUCCUGUUCGUUUCCUUCCCGAGCUGUGCAGCUCGGUAGCUGGAGAGGCACACAGGACACAUGCUCGCUCUCCCGCAUUGAACGGUCCGCCGAGCUACGAGCGAAGAGGACACGACGACACAGGGGCGCAAGGCAAUGACAUGAGGGACGACCUAACCUCAAAAGGGCCGUGCCGAGCAAGUAGACUGGUAGGCGCACUGCGACGUUGUGGAUGAUUGAUGACAUGGGAUCAUCGUAGCCAUGGGCUUUCUAAGCCUGCGCAGCCGCCUCCUGCAGAGCCUCAUCCUGGCACUUCUCGGACUCACUUUCUACACUUACUACAGGACCACCGCCAGUGAGAUUCAGCAGUAUGCCUUCGUGCGCAGCUACAAUCGCUCGUCGCUCUACGACUCGGCGCACAGCCAACAGCAUCAGCCGCACGCCAACAACAACAUCAACUCGGAAUCGUCGGCGGCUUUAUCGACCCAACAAUCACGCCAGAACGCCUCGGAUCUGCUGCCCCCGUUGGUUGUCAACGGCUCCUCGCAGCAGCAGCAGCAGCAGCACAACGUAGCAGUGUCAAACUCGUCGGGUAUCAUAACCGUCAUAUCAGCGGCAUCCUCGUCAUCGAGCUCGCAAGCUUUGUCUUCCACUAGCACCAGCACAACCACUACGACAACUACGACCACGACCACGACCACCACCACGACCACGACAGUGGCGCCUUUGACAGCGCCGAUCGUCGUCGACAAGAACUCGGCCAGAGCGAUUUACGCAGCGGGACACUCGGUGACGGUGUCCGACAAGUGUCCCGAGCAGGGAAAGUACAUGGACCUGGUUAUCAUCAUCAUGUCGGCGCCCACGCACUUCGAGGCGAGGACGGCGAUUCGGCAGACGUGGGGCCACUUCGGCCAGCGCCGCGACAUCGGCAUCGUGUUCAUGCUCGGCAGCACGAACGACGCCAAAUUCGAGAAGAACCUGGAGCGCGAGCAGGACAUGUAUGGCGACAUUGUGCGCGGUAACUUCGUCGAUUCGUACUUCAACCUCACGCUCAAGACCAUAUCGACCCUGGAGUGGGUCGACACCUACUGCGCGGAGGUCAAGUUCGUGCUCAAGACCGACGACGACAUGUUUAUCAACGUGCCGCGGCUAGUAUCCUUCAUCAACAAACAUCGCAAGGACAAAAACGUGAUUUUCGGCAAAGUGGCGAGGAAGUGGAAACCCGUGAGGAACAAAUCCAGCAAGUACUUCGUGUCCGUGGCGCAGUACAAGGCCACCUUCUAUCCGGACUUUUGCACAGGCCCGGCUUACCUGCUCUCCAACGACGUGGUGCACAGCCUGCGCGACGCCGCGCUCAACGAGACCUUCCUCAAGCUCGAGGACGUGUUCGUUACGGGCAUCGUCGCCAGCAAGCUGGGCAUCAAGAGGGUGCACGCCAACGAGUUUCUCAACCGCAAGAUCUCCUACAGCCCGUGCAACGUUCAACGUGGCAUCAGCAUACACAUGGUCAAGUAUAGCGAGCAGUUUGAUUUGUGGAAGAAACUGCUCGAUGGCAAGGUCAAGUGCAAGUGAUAAGACGAUAAUCGAUAUUCUACAGGUGACUUCGUGCGUUUUUCUGCUAUUUGUUUUUUUGUUAUUUAAUCUCGCGACAGAGUACGGACGGUUCGCCCGACGACGACUGAUGAAAGAUAGGUUUUACGAAUGUUCUUAUCAAUUUGCAGCGAGACUUUCGCUAUCUUCUUAAAAGAAAUGAACUUUCGAUCGUGACUAUCGAUCCGAGAACGUCUUUGUUUUCACUGAGCAUCAUCCUCGCUAGUUCGCGUAAUCUUCAUUCAACUGAAAAGUGUUUCUUAUAAUUUUAAACGAAACGAAACGAAAAUGGAAGCGGUUUCCUCGUUGAAAAAAAAAGGCAGAUGGAAAUAACACAGUGGCGAGAACUGCUAUUCCAUAAUACACGUGUAAUCAUGAUAGGGUUCGUUAUUAUUAAAUCAUUAUUCAAUUAUUACCAACCGACUUCGCUCAAAUUAUACAUACCUAGUCUUUGGACUUUUCUCUUUUGCACGCGGUCAAAAGGCUGUCUCGGCGAUAGAAGCGAAAUCCUCGGGAUGAUCAACGUGGGAAAACGCGAUAGCGUUGAAAAUAGCCUGUGGGUGUAGCCGGAGUCUCGUCAAGCAGGCCCAACAGCGAGUGAAUGAUCAAAGCGAGCUUGCCAUUAAAGAAUCGUGAUUUAAGCGAUAGCUUGGUUUAUAAUAUUUUUCUACUUGGCUCGAAUAACGACUGUACGCGAGUGCACGAGCAGAGCACAAAAAAUAACGUUAGACGAGAGAGAGGGGGGGGGGGAGAGAGGGAGAGAGAGAGAGAGAGAGUGAGUGAGAGAGACAGAGAGAGAGAGUGAGUGAGAGAGACAGAGAGAGAGAGAGUGAGUGAGAGAGAGAGACAGGUAGAGGUAGAAUCGUUAGUUGCAUCACGGUAAUCAGUAAAUUCGCGUUUGAAAAAUAGAGCACUUGUAGAAGAGAAUCGUACGGCAAUAGUCAUUGUUUGUUAAGCACAAAGAAACAAAAAACUAUUCUCUCUCUCUCUCUCUUUCUUCCCCCCCCUCCUCUCUUUCUCUGCGACUUGAACUAUCUACUUUUAAAGAAUAAAUAACGGCGAAUUCUAUUUGUACCUAAUUAAACGAUAAGCUGUCACACGCGACUGAG
Molecule: messenger RNA, 2779 nt
Organism: Phymastichus coffea
Lineage: Eukaryota; Metazoa; Arthropoda; Insecta; Hymenoptera; Eulophidae
Product: beta-1,3-galactosyltransferase 5-like
Exons: 2
Coding region: 342-1652 (436 amino acids)
Cellular component (GO): membrane
Molecular function (GO): hexosyltransferase activity
Source: RefSeq, a predicted model, not a curated record